Messenger RNA from Giardia duodenalis, 1299 nucleotides. RefSeq names its product Indigoidine synthase A like protein. The record is from RefSeq and is a predicted model, not a curated record. Lineage: Eukaryota; Fornicata; Diplomonadida; Hexamitidae. Gene Ontology annotation, molecular function: pseudouridylate synthase activity. The transcript has a single exon. Bases 1 to 1299 code for a protein of 432 amino acids.
AUGCUAUUCACUAUCCUGCGCCUCCUCCGCACAGCCACACUCCUCUACGCCUCACUUGCCUAUUUGUUUCUCACUCCACGCUCUUUUAUCAAUGGAGGUUCUAUCUUUUCUAGAGAAGUUGCUACAGCUAUCGCUCACCACCAUCCGGUGAUAGCCUUUGAUGUUCUACCAAUACUUCAAGGACUAAGCUUUCCAGACAAUUACAAUGCAGUAGCAGAGCUCCGCGCAUUCGCUCUAUCUGAGGGAGUAACUCCGGCCAUAGCGCUGUUUACAAAGGGAACCCCAGUAAUCGGAGCCACCCAGGACCUCGUCAAGGAAUUUGCGGAUAAGAAUACAGGGAAGUAUAAGAAUAGCAUGCGUGCGCUCGAAGGAGACUGGGGAUUGGUACACACCCUUGGCCUUGACGCGAUCCCCACUCUGGGCUUUCUGGCCACAAUCGCGCACCGCAAUGGGAUAUCAAUUAUCUCUGGGCUCUUGCUGGGGGAUGCCCCGCUGUACGGAAGUGCAGGCAAGCCGUGGAGUAUAGCAGGAGACGUGGCUUCUCUAAAGCAUUCGGGAACGUGCAGCGUUAUAAGGGGCAUUUCACCGUUUGCAAAGCGUGAAGAGGUGCUUCAAAGACUCGAUGAGGCACAAAUUGUAGUAGUCACUUCUUCCGAUGGCUCCUAUGUCGCAUUUGACACGGAGAAGAAUCCAGCCAGCGGCGACAAGUUCCCAAUUAUCCCCAAAGAAAAGCAAGCUGCAGACUUGCUGUAUGCCGUAAAGAAGACAGGCCAGGCAAUGUUGUUCAUUGUUCGUGAACACUGUUGCGACACCGAGGAUCACAACCAAAGAAGGACGUUGAGGGAUGACGUGGAUAAGAUACUUAUGGAGAUCGGAAGCACAAACUUGCAAGGAGCAUCUGCUAGCCAAUAUUCACAUGAAAAGCUAAGCAAGGUCGUUAAAGGAGAGCUCAUGGAAAGCAUGCGAAUGAGUAUUCGGACGGCCGCUGCAAUAGCACGGUGUGCAACGUACAAUUCACGAGGCAUCCGAGGGUACUUCGUGUCUUUCUUCAAUGUUGUAGCCCACACAGCAUAUGACCGGGACGACCUAGAUAAGCAACCCUUCGAGUGCCGGCGUCUGCCGCUCUACGAUACCCUUGCAGCAUUCAUCAGGAACCCUCUAUUUGCGGGGAUCUCUGCCCUCUACAAUAUGUACUUUCUAACAGAACACUCCUCCAUUCUAUUUUCAGCAGGUCGGUAUAUCGCAUACGGAGUCGUUCUCAAUGUCGCGUUGGUAGCAUGUGUAAAACAAUUUAAAUGA